Mesocricetus auratus (golden hamster) is the source of this 4374-nucleotide messenger RNA. RefSeq names its product VPS39 subunit of HOPS complex (gene Vps39). NCBI's taxonomy places the organism in Eukaryota, Metazoa, Chordata, Mammalia, Rodentia, Cricetidae. Gene Ontology annotation, biological process: endosomal vesicle fusion; vesicle-mediated transport; autophagy. The transcript has 26 exons. Gene Ontology annotation, molecular function: protein binding. The coding region runs from base 149 to 2809 and encodes 886 amino acids. The record is from RefSeq and is a predicted model, not a curated record. Gene Ontology annotation, cellular component: membrane; cytoplasm.
AGCCAGCAGGAAGUCCGGCGGGGAGGAUGGCUGUGUUGCCGAAGGUCCUGUAGUGGGGUCCCAGGUGGGAUCCAGGUCUUCCCUGUCUUUGGGCCGCAGGCUCCCUCCAGCAGCAGGGGCCAAACGGCGGCGGCGAAGCUCCGCAGCCAUGCACGACGCUUUCGAGCCGGUGCCGAUCCUGGAAAAGCUUCCCCUGCAAAUCGACUGCCUGGCUGCCUGGGAGGAAUGGCUUCUUGUUGGAACCAAACAAGGACAUCUCCUUCUUUACAGGAUUCGGAAGGAUGUUGUGCCAGCAGAUGUAGCCUCACCUGAAAGUGGCAGUUGUAACAGGUUUGAGGUAACACUAGAGAAGUCCAAUAAGAACUUUUCCAAAAAGAUCCAGCAGAUCCAUGUGGUUUCCCAGUUUAAGAUUCUAGUCAGCUUGUUAGAAAACAACAUUUAUGUCCAUGACUUGCUGACAUUUCAACAAAUCACUACAGUUUCAAAAGCCAAGGGGGCGUCAUUGUUCACCUGUGACCUCCAGCACACUGAGACCGGUGAGGAGGUGUUGCGGAUGUGUGUGGCCGUGAGAAAGAAGCUGCAGCUGUACUUCUGGAAGGACAGGGAAUUCCAUGAACUGCAGGGGGACUUUAGUGUACCUGAUGUGCCCAAGUCCAUGGCAUGGUGUGAAAAUUCUAUCUGUGUUGGCUUCAAGAGAGACUACUACCUGAUCAGGGUGGAUGGAAAGGGGUCCAUCAAAGAGCUCUUCCCAACAGGAAAGCAGCUGGAGCCCUUGGUCGCGCCUCUGGCAGAUGGAAAAGUGGCCGUGGGUCAAGAUGAUCUCACUGUGGUACUCAACGAGGAAGGCAUCUGCACACAGAAAUGCGCCCUGAACUGGACAGACAUCCCAGUGGCCAUGGAGCACCAGCCCCCAUACAUCAUUGCAGUGUUGCCCCGAUACGUGGAGAUCCGAACCCUCGAACCAAGGCUUCUGGUUCAGAGCACUGAGUUGCAAAGGCCCCGCUUCAUUACCUCAGGGGGAUCAAACAUUAUCUAUGUGGCCAGCAAUCAUUUUGUUUGGAGACUCAUUCCUGUCCCCAUGGCAACUCAAAUCCAACAGCUUCUCCAGGACAAGCAGUUUGAACUGGCUCUGCAACUCGCAGAAAUGAAAGAUGACUCAGACAGUGAGAAGCAGCAGCAAAUCCAUCACAUUAAGAACUUGUAUGCCUUCAACCUCUUCUGCCAGAAGCGCUUUGAUGAAUCCAUGCAGGUCUUUGCUAAACUUGGCACAGAUCCCACCCAUGUGAUGGGCUUGUACCCUGACCUGCUCCCCACGGACUACAGGAAGCAGCUGCAGUACCCCAACCCACUGCCCACACUCUCUGGUGCCGAAUUGGAGAAGGCUCACUUAGCUCUCAUUGACUACCUGACACAGAAACGGAGUCAGUUGGUAAAGAAGCUGAAUGACUCGGAUCAUCAGUCCAGCACCUCCCCACUCAUGGAAGGCACUCCCACCAUCAAGUCCAAGAAGAAGUUACUACAGAUCAUCGACACCACUCUGCUCAAGUGCUACCUUCAUACAAAUGUGGCCCUGGUGGCUCCUUUGCUACGCCUGGAGAACAACCACUGUCACAUUGAGGAAAGUGAGCAUGUGCUAAAGAAGGCUCACAAGUACAGUGAACUCAUCAUCCUGUACGAGAAGAAGGGGCUUCAUGAGAAAGCUCUGCAGGUGCUAGUGGACCAGUCCAAGAAAGCAAACUCACCUCUGAAAGGCCACGAGAGGACGGUGCAGUAUCUGCAGCACUUGGGCACAGAAAACCUACAUUUGAUUUUUUCCUACUCGGUUUGGGUGUUGAGAGACUUCCCAGAAGAUGGCCUGAAGAUAUUCACCGAAGACCUCCCGGAGGUGGAGUCUCUGCCACGAGAUCGAGUGCUCAACUUCUUAAUAGAGAAUUUCAAGGGUCUGGCCAUUCCUUACCUGGAGCAUGUCAUCCACGUGUGGGAGGAGACGGGCUCACGGUUCCACAACUGUCUGAUCCAGCUGUACUGUGAGAAAGUACAGAGUCUGAUGAAAGACUACCUUCUGUCCCUGCCCACAGGCAAAAGUCCCGUCCCUGCUGGAGAGGAAAUGGGCGAGCUGGGAGAAUACCGACAGAAACUGCUCAUGUUCUUGGAGAUUUCCAGCUACUAUGACCCAGGCCGGCUCAUCUGUGAUUUUCCCUUUGAUGGCCUCUUAGAAGAAAGAGCUCUCCUGUUGGGACGAAUGGGGAAGCACGAACAAGCCCUCUUCAUCUAUGUCCACAUCUUGAAGGACACAAAGAUGGCUAAGGAGUACUGCCACAAACACUACGACCAAAACAAAGAAGGCAACAAAGAUGUAUAUUUGUCCCUGCUUCGGAUGUACCUGUCACCCCCCAGCAUCCACUGCCUGGGGCCAAUCAAACUGGAGCUGCUGGAGCCACAGGCCAACCUCCAGGCUGCCCUGCAGGUCCUGGAGCUGCACUACAGCAAAUUAGAUACCACCAAGGCGAUCAACCUUCUACCGGCAAACACUCAGAUCAAUGACAUACGCAUCUUUUUAGAAAAGGUCUUGGAAGAAAAUGCACAAAAGAAACGAUUCAAUCAAGUGCUCAAGAACCUUCUCCAUGCCGAGUUCCUGAGAGUUCAGGAAGAGCGGAUUUUACACCAGCAGGUGAAGUGCAUCAUCACCGAGGAGAAAGUGUGCAUGGUGUGCAAGAAGAAGAUUGGGAACAGUGCAUUUGCAAGAUACCCAAAUGGAGUGGUUGUGCACUACUUCUGUUCCAAAGAGGUCAACUCAGCCGACACCUGAGCUGAGCAUCCUAAGGACUCAGCAGUGGACAGCUUGGCUUUCCCAGAGAGUUGAAGGAGCAGCCACAUUAGGAACCAGGGACCUUUACCACCAAGUCUCCCUCAUUUGGACAUUGCUGGCUGCCAUGCUCCCUGGAACAUCUCUGAAUUAACUGGACUUGUGACCUGGCAUUGCUGGCUUUUUCCUAGAAAAAGAUUAGUUAUAUCUUACACUGUUAUGUUGCAGACAAUCCCAGGAAUUUAACCCCUGCUUGGACAGGAGGAAAUGCACCGUCUUGCCUUUGUAUACCAGUCACCUGGACAAGGAGAUUUCAUCUCAAGUGUUUGUACCCAUGGGGUUGUUGAUUGAGAGUUUUCUAUUAUGAUAACUACACAGCUUCAUAAGACCCCUACCCCACCCCCACCCCCAGCAUGGCAGCCCAUGGGACCCUGGUACUAGAGCUCUCCAGCCCCACUGACCAAACAGGCUCACUGUCUAUAUACUGCUGGUGGUUUCUCCAAGGAGCUGUGCCCUAUGUCCUCUUAUGUCCUCUCUGUGCUUAUCCCUUUAGUUUCCAGUCUCCUUUUCUUCACUAUUUAUUUUGCCCCUUAAUUUCUUCCCUUGCUACACCACCCAUGCUCUCCCACUCUGUAGACUGAAGGGGAGAGAGUAACUAAUAUUUAAAUGAGGUAAAAUGGGAAGCCGCAGUCUGGGUUUCCAGGAGUGCACUGCUAAGCGGUUAUCAGGUACGUUGUAUGAAGGUUCUCAGAGCUGAGCUUUUCUACUAAGGUGCAUGGGGAGCACAAGUCUGCAGGCGCAGGCUUUGGUACCUCCCUGGCCAGCACUGCACAGGGUCUGUGGUCUCCUGGGCAGGAUCUCUGUAGUAGUGCCUGCUCCAGCCACUCACCAGCUGCUUGGACAGGUUGCUGAGUCUUUGUGGGUGAGCCUUUGUGGGUGAGCUCUUUGUGGGUGAGCCUUUGUGGGUGAGCUCUUUGUGGGUGAGCUCUUUGUGCUUGGAGCACCUUCCUCUUUCCUAGCCACUUUCUGUCCUGUUGCUUUUCCUGGCCAUCGUUGGUUGUUCCCUGGCCUUCUUUUUUUUUUUUUUUUUUUUUUUUUGGAGGAUUGCUCUAGGAUAAGGUGGUAAUGUGGGUCUCCACUGCACACAGGGAACAAAAGACCAGAAACUGACAGUAGUGAGAUAUGUGUUUGUGAGGCAUUGAGGAAUGGCAAACAGUGAUGCAGGAGGAAGCUGGAUGUCUACUGUGUCUGUUGAGCCUGUCUGGGAGCCCGCAAGAGGUGUGUGGGACCUUCUGACAUUGGAGGCUAUGGGCACAAGGCACACACAUGCACAGACAUAUAUGCAGGCAAAACACCCAUACACGUAAGAUUAAAAAAAAAAGAGCAGUGUUGCCCACGAUCCCAUCUGCACCUUCCUCAUGAGCAGCCCUAGGGUACCAGGCCUCUCCCCCCCAGGACAGGAACUUGCCCCAUCAUAUGAGCCCUGCCUCUUGCCUGGUGAGCUUAUAGCAUCCUUUCUCGCCGACUGUAUUUGAAGCAGUAGAAUAAAGCCUGUGUUUUUCCCUGGA